Pocillopora verrucosa is the source of this 1302-nucleotide messenger RNA. The record is from RefSeq and is a predicted model, not a curated record. NCBI's taxonomy places the organism in Eukaryota, Metazoa, Cnidaria, Anthozoa, Scleractinia, Pocilloporidae.
GCCUCUUGCUGGCAGCCAUAUUGGAUUCUUUACAGAUCGCCGAUAAUUGUGUCAUUACGGUCGUUUAAAGACCAUUCGAGGAAGAAUAUUCGUAUAGCCAGCAAUUUUUCAGGGGAUAAAUGGGACGACAGUCGAAGACCUCUGUACAGAAAAAGCAGAAAAUGCAGUAAGCCGAAUUCUCUACCAAGGACGCUGUGAUUCAAGUAGAACUUUUCACGCAUUAAUCUUCACAUAUAGCUUUGAAAAGAAAAGGAGAGUUAUAAGAGCAAAACAAAUUGUUAUCACUGGACAUUGAAGCCAAAAAGGCUUGGCUGGAUGAAUAUGGGACAAAUACAAACUUCUGUUGCUCAGAAAGAUACAGUAGAAGAAGAACUACAAAGCCUUCAAAUGAGUGUGGAAGAAAAGGAAGAUCAAGUAAAGCAGCAAGAGGAAAAAGUUACACAACUAAAUGAGCAGUAUCACAAAUUUAAAUCUUUGCUUGAACGAAAAGGCUUUUCAGUAGCUAGGAGAAAAAAUGCCAGUACAUCUUAUGAUGUGAUUACUAAUGUCAGUUCCAGCACCAAGUUCAGACGAAGACAGGAGACGAAAAAUGUUUUAGAAUUCAUUCACAGGGGAAAAGAAGGGUCAAUAUAUGGGGCUUGGAAUGAUAUUUCAUCUGCUGCUGACAAUCAAACCAUGGACAAACUAAUUUGUGGACAUAAACGAGGGAAAUAUCUCCGGGAUCUGUUUGACAUGACAAUGAAAGGGUAUCAAAAUUCAGACGAGGCUUUGAAACAAGCUGUCUUUAUGUAGUACCAGAACUUUCUGUCUUGCAGAAAGUAUGCCCUUGUCUGCAAAACUCAGUCCUCAAUUUCUGAUUCAAACUCUGAUCUAUGGGUUCCCCAUAACAGAAAAUGUUUAGGUUUAGAAUUAAGGAUGCCAAAUAUAGCAAUAUCUGACAAACAGGUGGAGAAUUUUGAGAUAAGUCUUGACAUUGGUCAUGUUCAUCAAAUCCCCAAUGCACCGGGUGUCUCCAGAACAAUACCUGAGUUGUUUUCAUGAUAAUUUAUCUGCACCUUAUGUGUAAGCUUAUUUGGUUUAAUGACAAAAGAAAUCAUUUCAUUUUGCAAUUUUCUGACGGUGGGGCCCCUGAGUCAAGUCAGCUAAUCAUGUCAAUAAAAUGGCAGCCUAAUGACAUGGAAUUUUGGAGACAGGGUGAGAAGCAGGGAUUUCCAGUACAUUUUACAUUAUGUCAGUCUGGGGGGGAAAUAUGAAGUACUGCAAAGCAUCUGGAAGCAACACAUUGAUGAAAUGGAAAUGUUA